This is a messenger RNA of Anopheles moucheti, 1946 nucleotides long. It is a transcript of the gene Nop56, whose product is annotated as nucleolar protein 56. Gene Ontology annotation, molecular function: snoRNA binding. Gene Ontology annotation, cellular component: box C/D methylation guide snoRNP complex; small-subunit processome. The record is from RefSeq and is a predicted model, not a curated record. The transcript has 2 exons. NCBI's taxonomy places the organism in Eukaryota, Metazoa, Arthropoda, Insecta, Diptera, Culicidae. Bases 123 to 1667 code for a protein of 514 amino acids.
GUUGUUUUCAAUUUGGACCACCACGCGCGGAAGCGAGGUGGUAUGGAGUCUGUAAUUUUGGACGAUUAAACAAGAAAGAUUAUUGUUGUUUUUGUUCAUACUGGUCGUAAAUUGGCGGUGAAAUGGCCCUGUUUGUGUUGUACGAGCACGCCGCCGGAUAUGGGCUGUUCAGCGUGAAGGAGUUCGAAGAGAUCGGUAUGCUAUUACCGCAGGUAGAGGCAUCGAUCCUGGAUAUGGCACGGUUCAAUGCGAUCGUCAAGCUGGUCGGUUUCCAUCCGUUCAAAACGGCCGUCGCUGCCCUGAACAAUGUCAAUGCCAUUUCCGAGGGUCUGCUGCCGGAUGAUUUGUCCAGCUUUCUGGAUACCACGCUACCGAAGUCGUCGAAGAAGAAGUCGGUAACGCUUGGUGUGGCUGAUGCUAAGCUGGGUGCCGCAAUUGCCGAGGGGCUGAAUGUGCAGUGUUCGCACAUUGGUGCAGUGCCGGAAAUAUUGCGUGGUAUCCGGCAUCAUUUUGCGAGCAUGGUGAAGGGUUUCACCGAUCAGUCGGCCGCAGUGGCACAGCUUGGACUGGGCCAUAGCUAUUCGCGGUGCAAGGUGAAGUUUAAUGUGCACCGAUCGGAUAACAUGAUCAUUCAAUCGAUCGCACUGCUCGAUCAGCUAGACAAGGACGUCAAUACGUUCUCGAUGCGUAUUCGCGAGUGGUAUUCGUACCACUUCCCGGAGCUGUCUAAGAUCGUGUCGGAUAACUACUUGUUCGCGAAAGUGGCUCACUUUAUCAAGGAUCGCAAAUCGCUUACAGAUGCAAGCCUGGCUGGGUUGGAAGAAAUUGUGAUGGACUCAGAAAAAGCACAGGCAAUCCUUGACGCUUCGCGCAUGUCCAUGGGUAUGGACAUCUCGGUGAUCGAUCUGUUGAAUAUCGAAAUGUUCGCCAAGCGAGUUAUCAAACUGUCCGACUACCGGCAGCAACUGUCCGGCUAUCUGCACUCGAAAAUGAACAGUGUCGCGCCGAAUCUGCAGGCCCUCAUUGGUGAUCAGGUGGGCGCUCGGCUUAUUUCGAAGGCGGGCAGUCUUACGAAUCUGGCCAAAUUCCCUGCCUCGACGGUACAAAUUCUUGGCGCAGAAAAGGCUCUGUUCCGUGCGCUGAAGACGAAGAGUAAUACGCCCAAGUACGGGCUGCUGUUUAACUCGUCGUUCAUUGGAAGAGCGAACGCUAAGAACAAGGGACGUAUUUCCCGGUUCCUGGCCAACAAGUGUACGAUCGCAUCCCGUAUCGAUUGCUUCACCGAAACACCUACCACCGUGUUCGGCGUGGCACUGAAGGGUCAGGUUGAGGAUCGUUUGAAGUUCUACGAGCAGGGCGAAACACCGCGCAAGAAUUUGGAUGUAAUGAAGGAAGCAAUUGAGCUGGCUCAGCUAGAAGUGGAAAAAACUAAAAGCAAGAAGAAGAACAAACGCAAACUAGAGGACGCGAAUGGUAGUGCGGCCGAAAUGAACGGAAGUGGAGGUAAUUCAGCAAAGAAGCGGAAGAAAGCAAAAUUGAACGAUACGAACGGAGACGAAGCGGAUGAAUCGACACUGAACGGGUCCACCGUGCUGGACGUUUCAAACGGCGAAGUCAAGAAGAAAAAGAAGAAAAACAAAAAUCGAGCAUCCGAGGUCGAGGCAUGAGCGGUGGUGCGUUCCGGAUUAUACCUAUCGACAUAAGAUAAUUUAGAUGUGGCAUUAAUAAUUACAUUGACCGGUAUAAUAGAAUAGAAAGCGUAUAGCUUACAUAGCAUCCAGAGUCAGGCGGAGGGUAUAGAAUGAUCCUCAACGCAACUUCUUUUGCGGCAAGUGUAUUUCCGUUGUCUUUUUUUUCAUUCAACAUUUUUUUUCUUUUUUCUCUUAUCUUGUAAUUUUGAGUCUUCGUAUCGUAUGUAUUGGAAUAAAUAUAUCAACAGAAGAUUA